Symbiodinium sp. CCMP2592 is the source of this 1341-nucleotide messenger RNA. Lineage: Eukaryota; Dinophyceae; Suessiales; Symbiodiniaceae. The record is from the annotation of a GenBank genome assembly.
AUGGCUGAUGAGCUGGCCGCACUACAACAUGCCUGGGAGACAGAGCAACAGGAGCUCCUGCGUUCCGAGAGAGUGCUGCAGGCACUUCGACAGGCACAGGCAUCCCUGCAGCAACGACUCGAUGACUUGCUGGAUGAGUGCCAUCAUCUUCGCGAGGAGGUCGUUGAGAACAAUCCUGUGGCAGCGGCAUGUGUCGCAGUGGAGCAGGAGAUUGAGGCACUUUUUGAGGACCUCGAAGCUCUGGGUCCUCGGAAAGCCUCUUUGGUGCGGGAGCAGCGGAUGCACCUCCAGGCGCGAGAGGCCUGUCGUGCCCUGGAGAUCGACCGAAACCGCGCCUGCCAGAACCUCCGGGAGGCGCAGAAGCCCUUGCAAGAGCAGCGUGCCGCGGUGGAGGGCCGCAUCCAGGCUGCGGAGAUCCAGGCACGAUCCUUGGUGUCCGCAGAGGUGCAGGCGCGGGCUGAGGAACAAAGAGUGGAGGCCCAGGAGCAGCUACAGCGAGCAAAGGAGGAGGUCGCUGAAAUGCGGCUGAAGUUGGCAGACUCCUGGGUGACGGACACGGACAGGGUAGCUGACUCUGAGGAUAUGCAAGCCCUGGAAGAGGUGGAGAAAUCCUUGCAGUGGCUUGCGAACACCCAACAUGCUGCAUCCGCACAGACACAGCUGGUUGAGCGACUGGAGCGCAAGAAGGGUAGUCUUCAACAGCGCUUGCGAGAGGUCUCGGAAGAAAAGGCAGCAUUGCAGUCGACUCGGGUGGAUUUGGGAGAUGCUGGCAAGGCGAUGCGUGAAACCAUGGCCUCACAAAGUGAGGGCUAUGUAAAGCAGCUGGUGGGUUUGGAGGAGGCCAGACGUGCGGCUGAUUCGGACAGGAUCAAGCUGAUGCAGGACUGUGCCGACAUGCAGGACAAGCUGGAUGACCUGACCACCCGCGAAGCCCGCCAGGCGUCGAUCAAGGGCCGGCACACUCAAUUGCAGGUUGCUUGCCGCUGCGUGGCUGAUGAAAGCCACCGGCUCCGAGACAUGAAUGCGGCGUUGGGCGAGAUGCUUCUGAGCGAUGAGACGCCGACAGACUUCACGCAUGACGACAGCGAUGCCGACGCGGUGAUGCGCCUGCUGCUGUUGCAAAAGAAGCUCGUGGAUCGUCAGGAGUCCUACGCGGCAGAAAGGGAGCAGCUGGGAGACAAGGUGCGCGACCUCGAGCGGAAGGGAGUCUCGCCGCAAUUCUUUGACCCUGCACCUGCAAUGCCGACGCCAACAUCGACACAGGCCGCCUCCAGCUCACUGGUCAGCUCAGUGCGGGAGCGCUUCUCGCAAUUCCGCGACGUCGCCUUGAAGCGGGCGUAA